This is a messenger RNA of Solanum pennellii, 1623 nucleotides long. RefSeq names its product ribonuclease P protein subunit p29. Bases 202 to 1143 code for a protein of 313 amino acids. Lineage: Eukaryota; Viridiplantae; Streptophyta; Magnoliopsida; Solanales; Solanaceae. The transcript is spliced from 10 exons. Gene Ontology annotation, molecular function: ribonuclease P RNA binding. Gene Ontology annotation, cellular component: ribonuclease P complex; ribonuclease MRP complex. Gene Ontology annotation, biological process: rRNA processing; tRNA 5'-leader removal. The record is from RefSeq and is a predicted model, not a curated record.
GUGCUUCCUUUUCAAGACCCCAAAAUUGGCCCAAAUUGCUACCUUCACAGAUACAGCCCACGAACAAAUACAGCACCCUGCGCGUCUUCUUCUUCUUCUUCCUUCUCCGGCGAACGCGAACCCAGACCAGUCCAUCUCGCCGUCGCCGUCGCCGUGAGUAUUACCAAAUAUAAAGCUUGAAGGAGAGAGGGGAGCACAACAAUGGCGAAUGAAACAAUGGCUGAACAACAAAAGAAACGAACGAUGGAGGCAUUAGAGCGAAGAUUCGCUCAAGCAAAAGCUGAAAUUCAUCAACAGCAGCACAAGAACAAGAGAGUCGCUGUUACUACAACAAAAACUCUAGCUGAAAACAACAUUGGAGUCACCACCCAGAGUAUCAAUUCUUCGCCUUCGCCGCUCAAAUCAACGACUACUUCCUCAGCUCCGUCAUCCAAAAAAGGCCAUAUAUCUUUUUCUGGCCAUACAUCUGCUCAAGAUGUUGAACUAAAUAAUCCAGCAUACCUUCAGAUAUCCCAUUCAGUAGACGAUAAUCUUCUGAAAAUUACCGCUGAGAUUUCUGGUAAAAACACGACUGCUAACGAUAUUUUGCACGAUCUUCUCCAACAUGGUGAUUCAGCUCAGAAAUAUAUGCAGGGGUCAAAAAAUGUGAAAGUUGAUAACUGGAUUCUUCUUGAUAGUGUUGUGCAAAAAAGCAGCAUUGCUACUGGAGCUCGUAAUCGGGCUUUGCAGAGACAGUCGAAGAGAUCUAAAAGACGUAUGUCCAUAAAACAACAUAAGAAGUUUGGAUCAUUUGAUUUGCCUCAAGAGUACCAUAACUAUGACAUCUUCAAGCCAAUGCAUGAUAGGUGGAAAGGCUACGUGACAAAACUCCUAAAGAAUAUUGGGAAAAAUCAGUUAUCACAAUGUCUUCUUAAUGCAGACUUGCAUGGUGCACUUAUUCUAGUUGUUCAGUGCAAAAUAGCAGGCUUAGUUGGUGUACGUGGUAUCAUGAUUCGUGAGACCAUAGAAACAUUUGGAAUAAUCACAGAAGACAACAAAUUCCAAGUUGUACCCAAAAAGCUUUCAGUAUUUAUGCUACAAGUCGAUUGCUGGAAAAUUACAUUGGUUGGAGACAAACUCAUUUCGAGAAACAUGACUACGUGAUAGAGAUAUUGUUAAGACAAAUAUUUAUCAUAUGGGGAAUUUCUUGGCAUUUCAGUAUCAUCUUACAGAUGAACAAUGAUCCCAAUAGCUGUAUUAUUGCUUGGAAGAUCAAAUGGCCUAAAUUUCGUUCUUUUAGCCGAGGCUGAUCAAAAGAAAGACUACGUUGGGAUUACAAAGGCGCGGCAGGCAUCUAAGGGUGUAAUUAGUUUUUGAAAUUUCAAUUCUGUAUUAGAAUUGAAUGUGUCUUUGUUAGGUAAGUUUUAUAUCAGUUGUUGCAACAGAAAUUCAACAACUUCAUACCCCGUGUAAUCUCACAAGUGGGGUCGGGUGAGGGUGGUGUAUAUACGACUUUAUACCUAUCCUGUGAAGGUAGAUAGAUUGUUUCUGAUUGAGAUAUUCCUCGUGUCAGUUAUAGGUAUACAUUUUAACUUUUUAUUUAGAAAGCGAAAUUUUUCAUAUUGAUUUUACGAUUAAACGAAA